CGUUUCUGCUUACCACGCCGCGGCCCACGAAGGUCAUUCCUUUCAACUUUCUUCGAGGCCAGUCAGUCUUGGAUCCCGCCAUAUCGUUAUUUCUGUGGAAACAUAUUCACAUCAUGGCGACCAGCACCGCCACGCUACCUGGCAGCACCAUCCCGGUCGAGUCGAUCAUUUACAUCCGCAGGCGGCAGCCAGAACAGCAAGAUCCCGCGGGUUAUGAUGUCUACGGACUCGAGGAGGUUGCCAAGGCUGCUGGCGAAGCCGGACAGCAGCAGACUGGCUACAGACUCCUGCACGAGCAACUAACUUCAGUUCCGCAAACUUGGAUUGAUGAGUUGCUGGUGUCCGAGAUCCCCGCGUAUCUGCGGAGCGAACGGCGCGACCGGCAAGUACACGUCGUGGUGUCCACAAAGUCCGGCACGGGCCGGGCGUCGGACUUUGAGCGCAACGUUUUGCACAAGAUCUUCCACGAGCUCGGCUUGCGUGAAACCGACGAUUCGGGCCACGGCAGCGAGACGGCGUCUGAAGAAAGCAAGACAAGCUAUUAUCACGUCGAGAACACCAGUGGCCCGCAAAGCAUAGGGGCUUUUGGCAGUAGCCUCGGAUCGUCAGGCAAGCACACGAUCGUCUUGCUUAGCGGCGAUGGUGGUGUCGUGGAGCUUCUCAACGCCAUUGACACGAGGCAAGAGGCGGACCACGAGGCUGGCGGUAGUCAGCCAGAACCACGGCAACCUCUGAUUGCCGUCCUCCCUCUAGGCACUGGCAAUGCGCUGUUCAACUCCCUGCAUAAGCAGACGGUCUCGGGUACCCCGGCUGUCUCUCCUCUGGUCCAAGGACUCCGGACCUUACUUCGUGGAAAGGAUGCGCCCCUCCCGUGCUUCCGGGCAGAGUUCUCGCAAGGCUCGCACUUGGUCCACGGCUCCGACCGUGGCGAGCUCGUAUCUAAGCUCUAUGGUGCGAUAGUGGCCAGCUAUGGGUUUCACAGCCAGCUCGUCUGGGAAAGCGACACGGAAGAGUACCGGAAGCACGGCGACAAACGUUUCCAAAUGGUUGCUGGCGAGCUCCUCAAGGAGGCGCACGGAUACCAGGCCACUGUGGAGCUGCUCUCGUCGACGUCGUCGGACGGCAGGCCCGGCUCGGCGACCAAGAUCGACCGGGACCGGCACGCGUAUAUCCUAGCAACGAUGGUGUCCAACCUCGAGAGGACGUUUACCAUCUCUCCACACAGCAAGCCGUUGGACAACACGUUGCGGCUCGUGCACUUUGGCAUCGGCAACGGCCCAGAACAGGGCAAGCGGAUCAUGGAUGUCAUGAUGAAGGCCUAUGAUGACGGGAAACACAUUGGCAUGCGGUGGACCGACGCCGACGAGGCUGCGGAGGGCGGGGAUGGUGGUAGCGGGCAGGAGUAUGCCGUGGGCUACGACGAGGUUCCGACGGCGGUCAAGAUCACUACCCACGAGUCCGACGACAGAUGGCGAAAGGUGUGUAUUGACGGGACGAUUGUCGAGAUCCCCGAAGGCGGAAGCAUGACUGUGUCGCGCGAGACGGCUGGGCGGCUGCGUAUCUUGGUAGAUCCGGCAGCUCUCGAGGAGUAAGCUCAGUUGGCAUGGUGCCGCUCUGGUUCGAGAGACUGUGCAUAGCUGUGCUAGUCAGUGCCGGUGCAGGAUCCGUUGCAUAUACUUUCUGUUCUGCAUAUAGAACAAUCUCGAGUCAUAGAAUGAACCCGAUACAGUCCAGCACAAACAAUUCUCCCUAGACCAACCAGCCUCUGCUCCGCAAUUUUCUGUGGAAAAGGAAGUCAUUGUUCCAUGAGACGAGAUACGAGACCUGUCACUCAACAUGGUGCCAGCCCAUGUACUUCCCAGUGGUUCCCGAAACUCCAGUUGCAAUCGUACAUGUUCCAAU
Messenger RNA from Microdochium trichocladiopsis, 1902 nucleotides. RefSeq names its product ATP-NAD kinase-like domain-containing protein. Bases 114 to 1592 code for a protein of 492 amino acids. The record is from RefSeq and is a predicted model, not a curated record. The transcript has a single exon. Lineage: Eukaryota; Fungi; Ascomycota; Sordariomycetes; Xylariales; Microdochiaceae. Gene Ontology annotation, cellular component: membrane; cytoplasm; intracellular membrane-bounded organelle. Gene Ontology annotation, biological process: sphingosine biosynthetic process.